AUUGCAGGAAACAGCCUCGUUUUCGUCAGAUAGGACAACACCUAGUAAAAACCGAGUCUGCGACCGGAGAGAGGAGUGGGGCUUGGCAAAACCGCUCAACCCACAGAAUGGGCGAUUUAUAACAUUUUAACACUCGAGUGUCACUGUUUUCACAACAAACAAAUUCUACAACGAUUAUUUUACAAGAUUCGGUAGCUAUGUCGGCAACAUUGUCGCGCGGCUCGCUCCAACCAGGCCAGCAAAAGCUGGCCGAGAAAUUUACCAUUCUGAACGACCGGGGCAUCGGGAUGCUCACUCGUGUCUAUAAUAUCAAGAAGCAAGGACAAGUUUGGAAGGCAUGUGGUGACCCCAAAGCCAAACCAUCCUAUCUAAUAGACAAGAACCUGGAGUCUGCUGUCAAGUUCAUUGUCAGAAAAUUCCCAGCGGUUGAAACACGCAACAACAAUCAACAGCUUGCACAACUACAGAAAGAGAAGUCUGAAAUCCUUAAGAAUCUAGCGUUGUAUUACUUCACAUUCGUAGAUGUGAUGGAGUUUAAGGACCAUGUCUGUGAGCUGCUGAACACUAUCGAUGCUUGCCAAGUAUUCUUUGAUAUUACUGUAAACUUUGACCUGACCAAAAACUACCUUGACUUAGUAGUGACCUACACUAACCUAAUGAUGCUACUGUCUCGGAUUGAAGAGAGGAAAGCUAUCAUUGGCCUCUACAACUAUGCCCAUGAAAUGACACAUGGAUCAAGUGAUCGAGAGUACCCUAGGCUGGGACAGAUGAUCGUUGACUACGAGAACCCCCUGAAAAAGAUGAUGGAGGAGUUUGUUCCACAUGGGAAGUCGUUGUCAGACGCCCUGCUCUCCCUCCAGAUGGUGUACCCCAGGAGAAACCUGUCUGCUGACCAGUGGAGGAACGCCCAGCUACUCAGUCUCAUCAGUGCUCCUAGCACCAUGCUCAACCCAGCCCAGUCAGACACAAUGCCCUGUGAAUACUUGUCCCUGGACGCCAUGGAGAAGUGGAUAGUAUUUGGCUUCAUCCUGUGUCAUGGGGUCUUGAACAGCGACCAGGCAGCUCUGAGCCUGUGGAAGUUGGCUCUUCAGAGCAGCACCUGCCUCUGUCUCUUCAGAGACGAGGUGUUCCACAUCCACAAGGCUGCUGAGGACCUCUUCAUCAACAUCCGCGGCUACAAUAAGCGUGUGAAUGACAUCAAAGAGUGCAAAGAACAAGCUCUGUCACAUGCAGGCUUGAUGCACAGAGAAAGACGCAAGUUCUUGAGGUCUGCCCUGAAGGAGCUGGCCACAGUCCUAUCUGACCAGCCAGGAUUACUGGGCCCAAAGGCCCUGUUUGUAUUCAUGGCUCUGUCGUUCGCUCGGGAUGAGAUCAUUUGGCUGCUACGACAUGCAGACAACAUCCAGAAGAAGAGCACAGAUGACUUUAUUGACAAGCACAUUGCAGAGCUGAUCUUCUACAUGGAGGAGCUGAGGGCUCAUGUGAGGAAGUAUGGUCCUGUCAUGCAGAGGUACUAUGUCCAGUACCUGUCUGGCUUCGAUGCCGUGGUGCUCAACGAGCUAGUACAGAAUCUGUCCGUCUGUCCUGAGGAUGAGUCCAUUAUCAUGUCCUCCUUCGUCAACACCAUGACCUCCCUCGGCGUCAAACAAGGUGUUACAGUGGAAGACGGGGACGUGUUCGAUUUCAGGGGCAUGAGGCUGGACUGGUUCAGAUUGCAGGCCUAUACUAGCGUGUCAAAGGCUUCUCUGGGCAUCGCAGACCACCGUGAGCUAGGAAAGAUGAUGAAUACCAUUAUAUUUCACACCAAGAUGGUGGAUUCCCUGGUGGAGAUGCUGGUGGAGACGUCUGACCUCUCCAUAUUCUGCUUUUACAGUCGUGCGUUUGAGAAGAUGUUCCAGCAGUGUUUGGAGCUGCCAUCCCAGUCUCGUCACUCCAUCUCCUUCCCUCUGCUCUGUACCCACUUCAUGAGCUGCACCCAUGAGCUCUGUCCUGAGGAGAGGCAUCACAUAGGCGACCGUAGCUUGUCCCUGUGCAACAUGUUUCUGGAUGAGAUGGCUAAACAGGCCCGCAACCUCAUCACAGACAUCUGCACCGAGCAAUGCACGCUCAGCGACCAGCUGCUGCCAAAACAUUGUGCCAAAACCAUCAGUCAGGCGGUGAACAAGAAGUCAAAGAAGCAGACGGGGAAGAAAGGAGAACCUGAGAGAGAGAAGCCUGGAGUAGAGAGCAUGAGGAAGAACAGGCUGCUGGUCACCAACCUGGAUAAGCUUCACACAGCGCUAUCCGAGCUGUGUUUCUCCAUCAAUUAUGUACCCAACAUGGUGAUAUGGGAACACACCUUCACUCCCAGGGAGUACCUCACCUCACACCUGGAGAUCCGCUUCACCAAGUCUAUCGUGGGGAUGACCAUGUAUAACCAGGCGACCCAGGAGAUAGCCAAACCAUCUGAGCUGCUGACCAGUGUCAGGGCUUACAUGACUGUACUCCAGAGCAUAGAGAACUAUGUUCAGAUAGAUAUCACCAGGGUGUUCAACAACGUGCUGCUGCAGCAGACGCAACAUCUGGACAGUCACGGAGAACCAACCAUCACUAGCCUCUACACCAACUGGUAUCUGGAGACCUUACUGCGCCAAGUAAGUAACGGACACAUUGCUUACUUCCCAGCCAUGAAGGCUUUUGUCAACCUGCCUACGGAGAACGAGCUCACCUUCAAUGCAGAGGAAUAUUCUGAUAUCUCAGAAAUGCGGUCCCUGUCAGAGCUGCUGGGGCCCUAUGGGAUGAAGUUCCUCAGUGAGAGUCUCAUGUGGCAUAUCUCCUCCCAGGUGGCUGAGCUCAAGAAACUGGUGGUGGACAACGUUGAGGUUUUGACCCAGAUGAGGACCAGCUUUGACAAGCCUGGAGAAAUGGCUGCUCUGUUCAAGAAGCUCUCAUUCGACAGUGUUCUGAAACGGAUGACCAUCAUCGGCGUUAUCCUCUCAUUCCGAUCACUGGCUCAGGAGGCACUCCGAGAUGUGUUGUCGUGCCACAUCCCAUUCCUGGUGAGCUCAGUGGAGGACUUCAAGGAUCACAUUCCCAGAGAGACCGACAUGAAGGUGGCCAUGAAUGUGUAUGAGCUGUCCUCUGCAGCAGGCCUGCCCUGUGAGAUAGACCCUGCCUUAGUGGUGGCCCUCUCCUCCCAGAAGUCAGAGAACAUCAGUCCUGAGGAGGAGUACAAGAUAGCGUGCCUGCUGAUGGUCUUUGUGGCGGUCUCUAUGCCCACCUUGGCAAGCAACGUCAUGUCCCAGUAUAGCCCUGCUAUUGAAGGUCACUGCAACAACAUCCACUGUCUGGCUAAAGCCAUAAACCAGAUCGCUGCAGCUUUAUUCACCAUCCACAAGGGCAGCAUCGAGGACCGCCUCAAAGAGUUCCUCGCACUUGCCUCCUCCAGUUUGCUGAAGAUCGGCCAGGAGACUGACAAAACCACAACAAGGAACAGAGAAUCUGUCUACUUGCUCCUGGAUAUGAUUGUGCAGGAGUCCCCAUUCCUGACCAUGGACCUUCUGGAGUCUUGCUUCCCCUAUGUGCUGCUCCGUAACGCAUACCACGCCGUCUACAAGCAGAGUGUGCCUUCCUCCACCUGAGAGCCCUGAGAGGAGGUGAAAAGAGGAUAGAGAGGCUAGAGAGGAGGAGGUAGAGAGGCUAGAGAGGAGGAGGAAGAGGAGGCUAUAGAGGAGGAGGAGGCUAUAGAGGAGGGAGGC
Molecule: messenger RNA, 3737 nt
Organism: Oncorhynchus tshawytscha (Chinook salmon)
Lineage: Eukaryota; Metazoa; Chordata; Actinopteri; Salmoniformes; Salmonidae
Gene: nckap1
Product: NCK-associated protein 1
Exons: 32
Coding region: 198-3620 (1140 amino acids)
Biological process (GO): cell morphogenesis; cell migration; cortical actin cytoskeleton organization
Cellular component (GO): SCAR complex
Source: RefSeq, a predicted model, not a curated record